AUGGCGGCCCGUCUUUUGGCCGGCUGUUCACUGACGCGCCGUCAACUGCCCAUCCGAACAAACCCGGUUUUCGCGCUGCCGCUGCUGCUGCUUUUCGUUCUGCUGUCGCCGCCCGCUUUCCGCGACGCGCGAUUCGACGGCGUUCAAGGCGCAGCCGCGGCGCCUUUCAGCGUAACUGACUCUUACACCCCGGCCUGCGGGCCGCUACCACGCAAAGAACCCAGAGCCAUGCCCCAUCCCGUGCCGCUUCCCCCCCCUCCCGUUACGUCCCCCUCCCUUCCAGCCUGGCUACUGUGGAGCCGCGCUUCCACGUGGGCGUUCAUGGGGGGGAGGGUUCCAGGAAUCGGGGCGAGCGUGGGGGCCAAUGUGACGAUCCCAUGUGGCAGGGCUGUGCUUCUGGACGUGCCACGUGUCAGCCUGGGAUUGCUCGUCGUGAAGGGCUGGCUGAGAUUGCUGGACAACCCAUUUGUACCCUCUAUAAGCGUCCAGGCCCGGUUCAUUAUAGUGUACGGCCGCCUAUCUGUGGGCACAGAGAAGCACCACUUCCACUCCCAAGCCACCUUCACGCUCGUCCCAAACCUCAGGUUUGGCCGGUCCGGGUUCUUGCUUCGGCAGCCAGCUCCGGCCAAUCCUGCCCACCCUCGCAGCCUCGGGCACAAGGCGUUUGUGGUGGUGAGUGAGUGCACUGCUGUCAUUUGUGAUGAGUGCACUGCUGCUGCUGGUUCCGUCGUGUUUCUUGGGUCUCCUAGUAAACGCAUGGUGGGCGGUCAGGUGGAUUUCCACGGCAUGCCAGGUGGCGCCAGCACGCCCGCGUGGGUCCGGCUGGCACAACGGGCCAAUAAGGGCGCGCGGCAGAUCACUGUAGACGCUGACGUCAGCGCGUGGCCCCGAGGGGGCGUGAUCGCAGUCGCGAGCACGACACCGGAUCUGAAUAAUGCCGAAAAGGCAAUCAUUACUGGAUUGAGGAGAACCGGCCCAUUCACCAGUGUGAUCUCUCUGCUCCGCCCUCUGAAGCACUCGCAUGACGGGGACAGGAACGCCGUGAGGGACGGGUUUGGCGGCACCGUGGUCGUUCGAGUGGAGGUGGCUCUGCUGACCCGUUCACUUCUCUUUCUCUUUCCUCCCGCACCUCUUGCAGUGAGGAGAACCGGCCCAUCCACCAGUGUGAUAACCCUCUACCGCCCUCUCAAGCAUUCCCACGACGGGGAGAGGCAUGCUGUGAGGGACGGGUUUGGCGGCACAGUGGAUGUUCGGGCCGAGCACUCCCACGACGGGGAGAGGCAUGCUGUGAGGGACGGGUUUGGCGGCACAGUGGAUGUUCGGGCGGAGGUGGCGCUGCUGACCCGGAAUAUUGUGAUUCAAGGGGUGCAUGAACAGGCGCCGUACCAGUAUGAUGGUGGCCAUUUUAUGGUCUACAUGACUCGCACGCCUCAGACGAUUCACGGCGUGCAGUUCAAGGGGUUGGGGAAUCAAGGCAGCUUGGGAAAAUACCCCCUUCACUUUCACGUGUGCGGCAACGCGAAGCGACGGUUCCUGGUUCGCAAGAACGUAAUUCUGGAGUCGAAACAGCGGUGCAUCGUGGUACAUGCUACAUCACGGGUAACUAUAGCAGACAACGUGGCGUACGAGACGAGGGGGCACUGCUUUGUGUUGGAGGAGGGAAGUGAGGCGAGGAACACGUUUAUUCGCAACCUGGGCAUGAGCACACGCGCUGUGCAACGCCUUAUUCCACCUGCCUCUCAUGCGAAGUUCGAUCAGCAAACGGACGACAAGCCGUCCACGUUUUGGCUCGCAACGCCCUUCAAUAGCUUUGUGGGGAACGUGGCUGCCGGUUCAGAAGAUUCUGGCUUCUGGCUAGAGCUAAACAAGCACAUGAGGGGACUCUCUAGGAACCUUCCCUUCUGGAGAACCCUCUCUCCUGUGACGCUCGCCUUUGGUGUCUUCCACGGCAACGUGAUUCACUCCAACGCCCUCUUUGGCCUGCGCACCUACCCGCAUGGUGCACGGCCCAUGUUUCCCUCCAAAGGGAAGGGAAGAGAAUCAAUCCAAGUGCGCAUAUCUCACUCUCUCAUCUACAGCAACCCCGUUGGGGUAUUCCUGUACAACAGUCAGAGCAUCACUAUCAGCCACUCCACCUUUAUCAACAACCGCAUUGCCAUCGACUUGAAUCGCAACUUUGGGAUUCUGAUUCUCGCAUGCACCUUCAUCGGCCGCACAGCUUGCAGCAAAUCAUCUGGAGGGUCAACACCUUACGAUGCUGCAUCGACACACGCACCAACACCGCUCAUGCCGUCAACACAUGCAACACCACAGCUACCACCAGGAGCAGCGUCGUCUAGCCUGCACGUUGCAUUUGCUACUAACGAGGAUGAAAUGGAAGGCGAUAACGAGGAAGGAAAUGAAGUAGAGGAAGAGGAGGAGGAAGAGGAUUAUGGGGGCACGGAGAUCGAGGCGGGGACAAGAGUGAAGGAGAUGGAGACGAGGGGUCGUGUGGCAGCAGGAUUCUUCUAUUCGCGGGACGGCGGCACGUUCAAGAGCCCCAUUGGCGUGAUGCUGAGCCAAGUGAAGCCGAGCGGCAUGCUGGAGGCCAACAGAGUCCUCAACAGCAGGUUCUCAGGGUUUGGGGAGUGUGGCCCCACCCUGAGGAGCUCUGCACUGGUCUUGGCAGUGAAUAAGGCGGGGGGGUUCUGGAACCCAGCCAUGAGUGUGAAGGGCCUUCGAUUCACAUCUGCCACAAGGAGACUCUAUGCUGUUCCCAAUGCGCCCAACCGUCCUGUACCCAGAGGGGGAUCGAAUGCCCGCUUCUACGCCCUCCACGAUGCAGACGGUUCUUUCCUCUCCUCCUCCUCUCCAGCCUUCCCCAGCGCUGCCCGCCCAGCCUACCUCGUUGCUCCGUUCCGCCCGAUCCUGCCACCAGCCUCGGUCCGAACCUCUCUCUGCCAGUACCACGACACGUGGUCGCUCUACUCGUGCAGGUCUACCUGCUACCGAGCCAUCGCCCUGACCUACCUUGAGUACGGCGUGCCGAACCUAACGCGGAACCAAAUCAAGAAGCACCGCAUCCGACCCUACUCCACCGCAAAGUUCACCCGACUGACCGACCGAGCCUAUUUCUUCUCUCUAGGAGACCGAAACGACUAUUCCAAACUGUACAAAGGUUCAAAGCCCGUUCUCCGAACCAUAUCGGCGACUCUCUUAGCGGGGCACGCUUAUUCGGUGGAAAUCACCCCGCCGAGUGUAAAUAGGGGGUUUUACCCUAAGAAUAUGACGGUUCGAGUGCUGGACAAAGAGGGGUGCGCUGGAGGGCUGGAGCUGAGGGUUGUACCGCGGACGAGAGGGACUCAAUGGAGGACCAUCACGAAUGUGCCCCAGCUCCCUUGUCGGGGAAAGGGGGGUCGGAGCCCGAACCGCAUGUACCAGCGCUGUACGUACCGCAACAAGCAACCGACCCUGGCGCUCAGCUUCGGCCGAGCCUACGCGCAGUACAGUGGAGUUAGCAUCGUGCUGGGGAGGAUGAGAAGCCGAACGUGCCCUCCUGUAAA
This is a messenger RNA of Closterium sp. Yama58-4, 3542 nucleotides long. Lineage: Eukaryota; Viridiplantae; Streptophyta; Zygnematophyceae; Desmidiales; Closteriaceae. The record is from the annotation of a GenBank genome assembly.